Messenger RNA from Pollicipes pollicipes, 1407 nucleotides. Its product is annotated as nucleolar complex protein 4 homolog. Gene Ontology annotation, biological process: ribosome biogenesis. Bases 76 to 1290 code for a protein of 404 amino acids. Gene Ontology annotation, cellular component: nucleolus; small-subunit processome; Noc4p-Nop14p complex. The record is from RefSeq and is a predicted model, not a curated record. NCBI's taxonomy places the organism in Eukaryota, Metazoa, Arthropoda, Thecostraca, Pollicipedomorpha, Pollicipedidae. The transcript is spliced from 2 exons.
CUCACUUCGCAAAACGAACGACACGUGCGCUAAUACGGUUAGCGUGUAUUCAGGGGAUAGAUCGCAGAUACGGGCAUGGCACCAGCAAGAAAGCGAAAGAAGCUGGCUCAGCCUGCCCCUGCUGCCAUCAGCGACGUCCAAAACGGCGGCAGCGCCGGCUCGGAUGACAGCGCGGAAGCCGAAGACAUCGUGAGUGAUGAGGAGGAGGCGCAGGCGCAGUUCCCGGCCGAUAAGCUGCGCCAGAUGUUCGCCUUUAUGCUGUCGGAUGCGGAGGACCGUCGGCCGUUCAUCGCGCGCUUCUCAGAGCACAUCGAACACGACGACGUGCAGCGGGGAGGCCUGGGGGCGCUGGCCAUAGCGCUGGCCGAAACCAAGGCCGCGCCCACCCAGCUGCUCUCGUGUAACCUGUUCCACGUGCUGAAGCUGUUCAAGGUCCGCGGCGGCAAACGGAAGGCGCAGGUGGGCGUCGCGGCCGACGCGAAGGCGCUGGAGCAUUUCGACGCGCUGUGGUUGCGCCUGCUGCAGCUGCCGCUGCCGCCGUCGCUGUACCGGCGCGUGCUGGCGCUGCUGCCGGAGCGCGUGCUGCCGCACUUGCGGAACCCGCUGCGGCUCACUGACUUCCUGCUGACCUCGUACCAGGUGGGCGGCGUGGUCAGCAUUCUAGCAUUGCAGGGCGUCUUCUACCUGAUGCAGCACCACAACCUCGAGUACCCUGACUUCUACACCAAGCUGUACUCACUGCUGGAGCCCAACGCGCUCCGCGGCCCGCAGCGGGCGCGCUUCUUCCGUCUGGUGGACCUGUUCCUCGGCUCGGGUUACCUGCCCGAGUACCUGGUGGCCGCCUUCGUGAAGCGGCUGUCGCGGCUGGCGCUGACUGCGCCGACGCCCACGCAGACCAUGCUGAUCCGGCUGAUCUGCAGCCUGAUGGUGCGGCACCGAGGCCUGCAGCGCAUGACGGACGACCCACGCGGCGCCACUCGGCUGCCAGCCGACCCGUACCGGCCCGACGAGCCGGAGCCGGCCCGCUGCGGCGCCGCCGAGUCCGCCCUCUGGGAGGUACGCUCGCUGCGCAGUCAUCUGGUGCCCGCUGUCAGCCGCGCCGCCUCGUUCGCCGAGCGCGAGCUGCCCGAGCUGGAGCACCCGCUGGCCGAGCUGCUGGAGACGACGUACGACGACAUGCUAGAGGCCGAGUUCGGUCGCCAGGUGAAGGAGGUGGCGCUCACCUUCCACCGACCCGAGGGCGUGCUCUCGUGGCGCGAAGACCGGCUAUCCACCGACUGGAAGCUGUAGCCGGCGACCGUGACCGCUGGCGCCCAGCUGCGGCCGGGACUGUCCGGUGGGCCGGUGGGCGAUCAUGUGACGGCCGCGGCCCUGAGAGGUUUUGUAAUAUACGUGGUGCGCCUGCUG